Messenger RNA from Seminavis robusta, 2490 nucleotides. The record is from the annotation of a GenBank genome assembly. Lineage: Eukaryota; Bacillariophyta; Bacillariophyceae; Naviculales; Naviculaceae.
GUGACUUUUUGGCAGCUCACAUUUCAUGCAAAGUUUAGUUAAAACCACGAUUACCUUUGGGUUGGUCAUCUUGCUGGGUCUUGCCGUUGCAAUUGCUGUUGCUCGAGGAUAUUUUGCCAGAAGCUCUUGAUGCCAUUUAUUCCACCGCUGCAAACCUGUUGGCCUGUUGGUACCAGCUAGCUACAUCUCUGCUGCUAGCUAACCACAGUUGCCAUUCCUUGCGGUGAUCAAAGAAGGCUCGACCUAGCUUACUAUUACUAACAAGCUAGCUAGUAGUCACUUCCUCAGGUGGUGCUUUAUUCACCCUUCUACCAUUUUUUAACCUACGGAACCAAGUGUGACUCCGUCAUUGUUCUAGCUAGCUAGAAGCUCACAAGACCAAAACAGAAAACACAAAAAGUAUAAAUUUCACGACCAUGGGCUACAAUACGGCACAAGACAAACAAGGGCGUUCAGUCGCUUUCAGCAAGAAGCAACGGGUAAAAGCGAUUCCCAGUCUGUGCUACUAUGACGCUGAAGACGUGGAAGCGCUGUGGUACUCCCGCAAGGAAGUCGAGAGCUUCAGUUUGUUAGCGGACGAGCUGAUUGUACUAGUAGAAUCGGGUGAAAUCCCUGCCAAUGGCCCGGACCACUCCAUGCGUGGCUUGGAGCGAAAGACGGAAGAGGGAAACACAGAAUCCUUCAUGAACCGAGUGGGAGUUUACAACGCCGUUUUGGAUGAACAGGACGCACAGUUGAUCAAAGGCCAGCAACAAGCAAUCAAUUGGGACAAGAUUGCACAACUCUCGCAAAGAGCUAGCAAAGACGCCACUGUGCAAGCCAUCAAGAGAGGCAAACAAGAUCAGGCUGACAUUCAAGCCUAUCAAAAGGAGACUACUAGUAGUGCUGCAAACAGCAGCAAACCAUCUGUCACACCUUCCAAUAGGGUUAAGGCUAGUACUGCGACUCCCACGAGCUCCAGGACGUCUCGUUCCCAAAGAAUCAAGCAAUCGACUGGGGAGCCAGAGCUCACCCUCAGUGAUGUCUUUGCCAAGACAAACUCCAAAAAGAAGUCUAACGAUAGCUGGAUCACUGCGUCCACAUCGUCUUUGUCCUCCUUUGAAGAGGACGAGUCUGCUCAGGAAAAACGAAAGUCUGCAGCUGCUGCUGCAGCCUCAACCCCCACUAGUACAGCCUAUGUGGCUCCCGGCAAGAAGUCGGGCACUUCUGGAACACGUGUCAGGAACAAGAUCAAGAGAAACUGCACUUUCAAGCAAACAACCCAAGUGCCCGGAAGGCUCCGUGGUGCCGCAUUGGCCAGUGCUGCUGCUUCGAAAGCCUGCACAAAAAGCCCCGUCUCCCCUGAGCCUGCAAAACCAGCAGUGACAACAACUACAAAGGCAGUAGCCAAGCCAAUAACAGUGAAGGCGGUGGCCAAGCAAUCAGUGACGACAAAGCCUGCUGCUACCUCACAAUCUCCUGCAACCAUCAAACCAACCGCCGCAACGACCGUGGCUCCUCCCAAAUCCAGGGCUUCUGUUUCACCCAAAGCGUCGAAAAGGCGCGCUUCUACUGCAACAACCUCCACGACAGCCAAUGUCGUCAGGAAGACAACUGCCAGGUCUGUAUCGCCCAGCAAGAAACAAGUUGUUACACAGCUCAAAGCGACCAAGAAUCCUCCACGAAAGACAAAGUCGGCAUCUGAAGCAACACCAUUGCCACUCAGGUCAAAGGUACUUCCGACCACCACCAGCCGAGGCAGCAAAGUCAUGCCAAAGACGACGCAGCGCAGGUCUGUCCCAGCCGCUCCUGGCAGAGGACCGGUUGCAACCACCCCAAUUCCGGGCAGAGGAAAGGGGCGUGCGCUUGAUCUUUCCUGUGUCUUCAACUAAUAAGGGAGACCACAGGAUGCAUUCGCUCGUCUUCUCGGACUGUCCAUUAUCAUUGUUGUAAUUCAUAGACUUUUAAUAAAAAAGGAAUGAUAGAUAGAUACAACUCUCCCUAUCCACUUGCAAUAGCUGAACGCACUGCCUCGACAAGUAGACGAAAGCGGUCUGGUCUAGCAAGAACGAGACAAAUGACCUGUGCAGGACGCAGCAAAUCAAUCGGCGCGGAUGUGCGAUUGGAUCCUGUGAGUGACCACGCCUUUUAGCCUCUCUCGCGCCCUCCGCAGCUUGUGCGGUCCUUUUGCCAAUCCUUCUUGUGUCUUUCGCCCCCAACCUUGCACAUCAAAACGAAACGAGGGGAGGAGGAGCCAGCUAUGCGUCUUCAGCCCAAAUCCUUUUGCCAAUCCUCCUUGUGUUUUUCGCCCCCCAACCUUUUUAACCUUGUACAUCAAAAAAGGAACGAGGGAGUUGAAUGUAAUGUAUUGAUCUAUACUGCUGAAACUUUUAUAGAAAGUGCAAAUGUGCAACAUGCAAACAGGGUGUCUCUUCCCCACACCCAUUUUUAAAAGAAGCACUCCAAUCUAAGCAGAUGGAGGCACCACUUCUUGUUCGCUCUUCUCUUCCG